GGAGAGAGAGAGAGGGAGAGAGAGAGAGAGCAGAGUGAAGCUGAACAGUGAGCGAGUGGAGCAGCAGGAGUACUUCUGUCCUCUGUGCUGAGAACGAUCCAGUCUCAAGUGUCACUGAGAGCAAAGAGUCUGCAGGACCUUGUCCCAAAAGAAAGAAGACAAAGAAAAAGGAUCUUUUCCUCCUAGAACUGAGACUUGUUCAUGAGGACAGCCUUUUCUGACUCCAGGAUGAUCUAUCACCUUUCAAAAGAACACAAAGUCUGAAGCUGCUCCGGCUCGAACAAAUCAUUGCCUCUGAAAGAGGAAUAAAGGAAGAAGAAGAAGAAGAAGAAGAGGGGGAGUAAAAGUCAGUCCAUCAACGAAUGUCUAAAUCAGGCACAUUUGGGGACCAUUGGAUAUAUUGUCCCUUCUGAAAACCAGAAGAAAAAAGGAAUAAAGAAGUAAAGUGAGGCGAGAAAAGAGGGAAAAGCUUUUCAUUGUGAGAACAACUUAAAGAGGAUGUUGGCAUUUGUUGCAUACACUCAGAUGCAAAGAGAAGAGAUAAAGAAAUAAGAAAGAAGAAGAUAUAAAGACGAAAAUAACGAUUGAGUAACAGAAGGAAAGCACAACCACAAGUGUCUGGUUUUGCACAAAGGAUCCACAAAAAGGAGGAAUAAAGCAAAAAAGAAAGAGGAAGUUUCUUUUCGGUAGUAUUGAUCUAAGAUGUCAUAGAACAACAUCGUUUGAACUUCACUCCUUUAAGUCUGGAUCAACAUAAAAUACAGAUGGAAUAUCAGCUCUUCAGCUGAAAGGACUAUCAUUUAAUUUAACUUUAGAAUUAAAAACUUAAAUUAGUCUGAAAGAGAGGGAAGAAAAGAGUCUGAAUUUGCCGUUUGCUGAAGACAGAGGUGCAAAAAAAGUUUAAGGAGCAAACAAAAAAGUCAAAGGAAGCUACAGAAACGCAGCAGUGAGAAGUCAAAAGUGUAGGCACAAAAGGGAUGCAGAGGUAAAAAAAGGGAACAGAGAAAUAUCUCUGAAAAAGAGGACAAGGAGGUUUAUAGCAGACACAGAGAAGAAAAGGAAUAAUCAAGGGGAAAAAAGGCAAAACGGAUGACCCAAGACAAAAAGAAAGAGUGACGAGUGAAAGGAGGACAAUUCAAAAGAUCAGGGAGGACUGAAGAACAAAAGUGGAAACAUAAGGCCAAAUAAUAAAAGGAGGAAAAAAAAAACUUUAAAAAGGGAACGGACCCAGGUGUUACAAUGCGGGUUCUGGUGCUUCUUGCUGCUCCUCUCUCCAUCCUCAUCCUCCACAUUGCAGUGGUGGCCCCAGCCGUCGGCGUGGCCCCGGGCCGUCUGGAGCGCUGGGUCCGCUCAGGCCUCCAGUCGCUGCAGUGGGACCAGCUGGACCGGUGCCUGCGCAUGUCCUCGCUCUCUGAGGCCGAGUGCAGGAGGCUCGCCCACCUGCCCCUGUCCGCCGUGGCUGUUUACGUAUCGGAGCCCCGCACUGCUGCAGGUAACGCAAACAAAGUUCUGGCUAUCCUGCCGGACUCCUCAGGGGGCUCGAUGAGCUCCAAACCACGAGGAGGUUACAGCGUCAGCCAGGUGCUGAAUGGAGGGGUAGGUUCCCACAGACCUCGGCAGCCAUUCCCCGGCUCCACGGCCCACGAUGCCGUGCUGGUGCUGGAUCCGAGCCCAGGGGAGAACUUUGGGCACCCAGUGGUCCUGUUCUACGUGGAUGUGAACGUGACGAAGAAGCGAUGCUCCCACCUGGAUGGAAUUUACCUCGGCGAGGAGUGUUUGACUCUGGCUUUAAAGGGUCGUUGUCAGAACCAGCUGAAGCGUCGGCAAGCCGGGCCAGAGAGGCUUAUGGGUAAUGGACAGGGUCGGCUGGCAGGUGGGGCACUGCGCAGUGGUACCACGAGUGGUGGUAGCCGUCUGGUGGAGCGGGCCGUUGGAGGGCUUUGUGAAGUCCACUUCCUUCCACUGGUGGUCGAAGUCGGAGACAGCAACCGGACACAGAGACUCAGAUGUGUUGACCACGCAGAGUUUGCGAGGUGCCCUCAGCCACUGCCCAUGGGCUCGCCCAGUUUGCCCGUUUCAAGCUGUGAGCUAAAUAAAAACACCAGACGCUGCCACCAGCAACCACUGGCCACUCACCUUUCCUGCCGUCUCUACCAGACGUGUGACCACGCUGUGCUCAUCUCAGGUGGCUGGCAGCAGCAGAUGACGUUCCAGCGCCAUGUUCAGAAUCUACAGAGGUUCUACAGGAUGCUGCAGAACAACGGCUUCCAUAAAGAACACAUCAAGACCUUCUUCGCCAGCAGUGGACAGCUACCUGAGGAUGUAGAGGGUGUGUACUCAGCAACAGAGAAAGCGGUGAUUCGUAACCACGUGUCGUACAUCUGCAGGAAGCAGCACUGUGCUGACACGUUGGUUCUCUACCUGAACUCACCAACACGCAACGACGGCACCAUGCUGCUGUGGGACGCCAACCGCAAUGGCAUUGCUGACCUGAAGGAGCGGUACUCAGUCAACGAACUGCUGGCCGACCUGGCCGGCUGCAGGGCGACUCGUGUGUUGCUGUUUGUGGAUCAAAGCUACAGUGGUGUUCUGUCCAAGAGGCUGCAAGGGUCCCAGAAACACCUCAACGUGGUUCUGAUCCAGAGCCAGACGCAGCAGAGCCACAACCACCAGAGGUUGAACCCAGGCUGGGAGGACAGCGGCUGGUCCCACAUCAGCCCUUUCAGCUGCCUGCAGGACCACCUGGCAAAGGGUACUAGGAUGACUCGCCUCCUGGAGCCGUGGGCCGGCCUUUUAAACGUGACGCUGGCCGGCGCCCCCUGCAAUGCAACGCCGCCUCUGACGGAUGGCGAGAUGCGUCGAGAGUACCAGGGCUGCCAGAACCUGCCCACCGCGCUCUGGCACCAGAAACAAAGGAGGCCCAACUGAGAGAGAGAGAGAGAGAGAGAGAGAGAGAGAGACUUCCUGAUGGAGACAAAGGGAGAGAGAGAGAGAGAAAUUAAUUAUGGACACACCAGCACACCAACACCACACACACAACCACCACAACACCCCACACCCACACACACACACCACACACACACACAACACACACACACACACACCAACACACCAACACAAACACACAAAGACCAAUCAAUCACAAGUGUUUGCAUUGCACACAGACAUCUGCCAGUGUGUGUUAACUUAGGACUUUAGUUUGUGUUUGGGGGACACUAGAUUGUGUGUGUGUGUCUGUGUGUGUGUGUGUGUGUUGUGUCCUAACUCAGACAGUAACCAUGGCGAUGACAGCUCAUCCCAACGGGAGUGUCCUAAACACAAUGUGAACCGUGCGUUUGUGAGUUCAGCAAAAGGACAACCACUCUCUGAGUCCAUUGCUAGCUCAUGCUCAUUGUGUUUUGUGUGUGUGUGUGUGGUGUGUGUGUGUGUGUUUGUGUGUGUGUGUGUGUGUGCGUGCGUUUGUGUUUGCCACAUCUCCUGGGCACUUAAACAUUUCAGAGGAAAUCAUCUUUCUCUAUUUUUAUCUUCACAACAGUAACCAGAGCAUGUUUUUCUCUCAUCCCAGAAUGCUGUGUGGCGUAGCCAGACCUUGCUCCGCUCCGCAGCGUGUAGAAGGUCUGGCGAGGCGAGACUACUUUCCUCCCAACCUUUCCUCUCUUCAUAUUCUCUUCUAUCCUUCUCUCUACACUCUUUCCUUCUUGCCUCCAUCUCAAUCCCCUCCGGCUUCUCCAUGUACCUCCUUCUCUCCCUGCCAUUUGUCUUAAAUUUCUUAUGUUUGUUCCUCUUUUCCUCUGCCUUUUUGGCAGUGAGUUUCUCUUUUCCUUGUUUCCCGACAGUGUUUAAAAAGCAUGAAUACUGAUUGAAUACUUUCUUCAACAGAUAUCAGAAAUGACACAAUCGUAAAACAUGAGGUACAGUAAGUUUUGUGCUUUUAGAAUUUGUGCACAAGAAAAACCUAACCGAAGACAUGACAAUCUUUUUUUGUUUUUAAAAGUCCACUU
Etheostoma spectabile (orangethroat darter) is the source of this 4001-nucleotide messenger RNA. RefSeq lists its product as uncharacterized. The coding region runs from base 1240 to 2928 and encodes 562 amino acids. The transcript is spliced from 8 exons. NCBI's taxonomy places the organism in Eukaryota, Metazoa, Chordata, Actinopteri, Perciformes, Percidae. The record is from RefSeq and is a predicted model, not a curated record.